AAGAAGAAGAAAGAAGUAGUUUGGGGUGGGCGGAGUGAAGCAGACAUUGUAUUUCGAGUUGUAGUUCUGAUGGGGGAGAUUUAAAUAUUUUCCUUGCUUUUUAAUACAGUGCCUUUCAAAACUUUUCGACAGCUAUACAUUUAGUGUGCAUAUAUGACGAAGAGGAGAGCGGAAGACGCCUUGUUCUGCGACGCUCCCUUGAAAAGAUGUGCUCGUUCGCUGUACAGGAUUGAUGCGCAGUCGCCAGGCAUGGCUGUAGCCUUUGGAGCUAACGUGAACCCAGCGUCGCUGCCCAGUUUGGCAGAGAGCUGCAGGAAGAGAGCGUUUUGUUCCGAUGAACAGGAAUUAACUGAAGUUGCGAGACCGCGAAAGAAGUCGACCACGGACCGUGAUAACCGAACUGCAGAGACGCACGUGUCAGGGAAAUACAACAUUGUUAGCUUAAAGCAUUCUGGAAGUUUCUUUGAAGAAGAGAACAAGCAAUCAGAGAUUUCUGUUUUAAAUUCACCUGGUAGUUUUUCAAAGAAAAGAAUGAGAGACGAUAGCGUCGGAUCUGAAAAUGUAUUACAACAGCCCGAUAAGGGGACGCUGACGGAUGAUGACCAUUGCACUUUUAAUUCAUUCCAGUACUGGAGGGUUCCUCUGCCCGAGGUAGACCUCUCUCUUCUGCAGACUAACGGUGACGCGGAAGAACUCUCUCAACAGCCUGUCAAAGACUCGUCGGUGUUGUCAGAAACCGACGCCAUGGAGACGUGAAGUCGAAUUUCUGGUUGUAGCCAAUAAAAGAUUUUGUAAAUGCAGAUGCUUUUAUGUAUUAGUUUUCUUUUUUUAAAAGAAAUAAUCCAGAAUUGCCGCUUUGGUAUUUAUGGUACCGUCACGCCUUACUUAAAUAGAUAGUUGAAGUAUGGGCGUUCAGUGGUAGCCAGUGUAUUUUCCCGUAUUAUGUAGUGACGUCUAUUUUACAUUCCAUUGUUGCCGAGCUUUUUUUCCACUUGAUUUCAGUGUUGGUUCAUUCCUGCAGCAUUACAUUUAUUUUACUGUUUUGUGUAGGAAACAUGUUACAUGCAGUAUAAUUUGCAGUUACUCUUACAUAAUGAGUGUACAAUGUGCUUUUGAGGAAUCUCAAUAAAUACGCCAUAUCAAUCUCA
Anguilla anguilla (European eel) is the source of this 1148-nucleotide messenger RNA. RefSeq lists its product as uncharacterized. The transcript has 2 exons. Bases 154 to 756 code for a protein of 200 amino acids. NCBI's taxonomy places the organism in Eukaryota, Metazoa, Chordata, Actinopteri, Anguilliformes, Anguillidae. The record is from RefSeq and is a predicted model, not a curated record.